Neltuma alba is the source of this 1021-nucleotide messenger RNA. Its product is annotated as peptidyl-prolyl cis-trans isomerase FKBP18, chloroplastic. The coding region runs from base 6 to 698 and encodes 230 amino acids. The record is from RefSeq and is a predicted model, not a curated record. The transcript is spliced from 6 exons. Lineage: Eukaryota; Viridiplantae; Streptophyta; Magnoliopsida; Fabales; Fabaceae. Gene Ontology annotation, cellular component: chloroplast thylakoid lumen. Gene Ontology annotation, molecular function: peptidyl-prolyl cis-trans isomerase activity.
CGUCCAUGAAAAGCGAGCGGAUGAGGAUGGCGACUUGGUGCUCCUCCUGCAGUUGCAGCUUCUCCAUCAUAAAACGCACCUACUCUGAAUAUGCGGCUCCCGUGCUUCCACUCCUCCCCGACAACUCUCGCCAAUUCUCCAGAAGAUCAUCCACCGCGCUUCUCAUUUCUGCCCUCCCUUUCCCCUUCCCAUGCCUCUCUCCUCCUCCUGUCCUCGCCCGUGACAGACGUUUCAACUCCACCAUCCCCAUUCAAGACUAUCUGACUUCCCCUGAUGGAUUGAAAUACUAUGAUUUGAUUGCGGGAAAGGGUCCAAUAGCUGAGAAAGGAUCAACUGUUCGGGUACACUUUGACUGCAUUUAUCGUGGAAUUACAGCUGUAUCGAGCAGAGAAUCUAAACUUCUAGCUGGGAAUCGUAUUAUAGCUCAGCCUUACGAGUUUGCGGUGGGAUCUCCGCCCGGAAAGGAACGGAAACGCGAGUUUGUAGACAACCCAAAUGGUCUAUUCUCGGCACAAGCAGCACCGAAGCCUCCACCUGCUUUGUAUUCCGUCACGGAAGGGAUGCGAACGGGCGGAAAGCGAACUGUGAUUGUUACUCCGGACAAGGGAUACGGCCAAAAGGGAAUGAAUGAGAUUCCGCCCGGAGCUACGUUUCAACUCAAUAUUGAACUUUUGCAAGUAGUGCCGACUGAAAAGUGAUAUCGAUUUGAUUCCCCGAAAUAACUUUGAUAGACAUCUUGAUUAGUCUCUGCCCUUGUGAUGCACCGACGCUUUUGCCCCCUCCUUCUCGUGGGAAGUUGAUCGGAGAGAGUGUCUGAAAACAUGAGCCUCCAUUCUCUGGGGAUCACGAUUGUAAUUGUGAUUGCUAUUGUUGUUUGACAUUUGUCCUUAGGCCCAUGCAUCUGUCAGAGAACUGCGGGCCAUCAUGCUUUGUUACUUUUGUGAUUGUUACGGGAUCAUCUUGGUUUCGGAAAUAUGUGCAACAAGCCAACAGCUAUUUGUUGCUGUACGUUUUGUUUCAA